Molecule: messenger RNA, 10027 nt
Organism: Pelobates cultripes (western spadefoot toad)
Lineage: Eukaryota; Metazoa; Chordata; Amphibia; Anura; Pelobatidae
Source: the annotation of a GenBank genome assembly
AUUACCAAGAUGUCGACUGUGGCACUAGCAGUGACCGUAAAGCGCGAAUGAGGGGGCGGCCCGCUUGGCUUCCGACUUCUGUCACUGCCCUUCAUAUCACAGACAUGGCGGCCUCCGGGAGCAGCGGCGGCGGACGGGCUGCAGGGGAUCUACUGAAAGCCCUUCCCCGGGUUACACUAGCCAACCUCAGACCUAACCCUGGAGCCAGGCAGAGAGUAAGACCUCAUACUGACACAUUGACAAAUAUUGUAUUUCAAGGAGCUCUGUGAUGACUUUAAUUCAAUGUCACAUGUACAUGUUUGGGAAUAUCAAUGUAUCUUGAUGGGUAAGGUGACUUCUCUGUUUUUAUGGGUUUCUUAGUUUUGUUUUGUUUUUCUUUGUAACGUAGAUAAGUAAAUUAGACAUAAAAACAUGCAUUUAUAUGUUUUGGAAUUCAAGACUGUGCUGUAAAUUUAUUAUUAUUAUUAUUUAUAGAGUGCCAGCAAAUUCCGUAGCGCUGAGUUGCAUAUCAUUUUUCUAUACUGUAAUUUUGUGAGGCUUACUUGAUUUUAAAUACAUUUGUAGUAUUUAUAUUAUAUGCCGUAUUUAUCACUGGCAUUCUAUGGAUUGGUUAAUUGGUAAAGAAAUGUCACAUAAUAAAAAUGUCCCUAAGGUUACUCCAAUCCAAAUAGUUAUUUUAUAAACCUGUUUCUUGCAUCCCCUUCUGUGCUGGUGUGUCCGAUUUCCCCCCCCCCCCCAUCCAAAAAAAGUUAAACAAAAGUAAAAAAAAAAUAAAAGCUUAAAGAGAUACCAUAGUGUUAGGAAUACAAUUCUUUGCGGCCACACUUAGCAGUAGGUAAGUGUUAAAAAAAUAUAAAACACUUUAGUUAUUUGCUCAAUUUCAGCGCCAAUCUCUCUUGGAGCUGGGCCGGAAAUCUGCAUCAUCUGACGGGGGCACCUAAUGUCUUGUAAACAUUGCAGGACUAAGUGGGACAGGGACAUUGCACCCAAACCACUUCAAUGAGCUAGAGUGGUCUGGAUGCAGAUAGUGUCCCUUUAAACAAACUAUCAUCCUUUCCCAAGUUCUCCCUCCACUUGAUCCUUCUUGUCGAAGUUCACUCGCCCACCCUAGGAGGGCAUAGGUGUGGGUAUGAUGCCAUAGGCACUACAAAAUUGCCAUUUUCCAGCCGGUGACUAAUGACACUGCUGGAGGUAGUGUUACAGCUCUGGCAGCGAAGGGGUUAAUCUCGGUGCAGUGUUUCAAAGCAAAUUGAUGCAUAUACCGACUCAAGGCACCAUGACCACUCAGAGUAACAUUUUAAAGUUCAAAUAGCUGAAUUGAUUACAUCUCCAAUUUGGUUAUGCUUCCAGUUCAGCUACUUUUGGCCUUUCAUCAAAUUUGCUUUGAAUUCUAAUUUCAAGACAAUUCUUACUGUAGUGAAGUCCUGUAUGUGCUUGUAAAUAUUUUCAAGCUAGGCACAGCUUUCUUCACUGUGACCCAUGCAAAAUUGUGUACUGCAAACACUGCAUAAUUCUUAAGUUAAAGAAAAUAAAGCACAUUCUUGAUCUUGUCAUCAGACUGAGUAUAUACAGAAAAUUUUGGAAUUUUUUUUAUUUUUAUUUCUUUUUAUGUAUUGUUUUUAUAAUGCAUGUAAAAUACAAUGUCACUCUGUUGUUCAAUGUAAAUACUCCAGUGAAAAAGAUGUGUAGUUUUAGGUGUAAAUUGUGUGGCAGUGACUAUCAAGGGAGCCACAAAUAUCCAUAAGCCCAGCUCCCCUAUCAAAAAAUUUGUUUUUGCUCAUAGGUAUGAAUAGUAAAGUAAGAAUAGAUUCCUUUUCUAAAACACAAACUACAAGUGUAUAUGGCAAACUUCUAUAUCAAAAAUUAUAUUAUUAUUUUAUUUAUUUAUUUUAGGAGAGAAGAAGAGGACGAGGUAUUCAUGGUGGUCGAAAAUGCGGCCGAGGUCAUAAAGGAGAGAGACAACGGGGAAACAGGCCGCGUUUAGGCUUUGAAGGAGGACAAACACCUUUUUAUUUGAGGAUUCCUAAAUACACUUUCAAUGAAGGUCACAGGUAAAUACAGUAUUUAUACUUCCUCUCUUUCGCUUCAAUACGUGUCCAUGUUCUUAUUUUAGGUUAAAAAAAAAAGUGAGUAAAAAAACACCAUUCACUUGUGUCGUAGCAGGCUGGUCAUCUAAACAUACACACACAUAGACCCAUUGUGAGGCACAUACACGCACAAAUUAUUAUACGGCUUACUUCAGUUUUAUUCCACCCAGCCUCCCUACCUUAGGGAGGCUGGGUGGAUCCACAUUCCCUGGGGAAGAGUGGAAGUGGCCGGCUGCGUGUACUAGGCAGACCGCGAUGGAGGGAGCUGUGAUCUCAUUGCUUUGCUCCCUCGCAUGCAUCACUAAGCGGCGUGCGGGGCAGCAGAACAUGGAGAUCACAGCUCCCUCCAUCGUGGUCUAUCUACAAUACAUGCAGCCUGCUACCCGCCCGCCUCAGAAGAAUGGGCUCCGAAAUCCCAAGUGCCAGGACAAAAUUCCUGGUUGCCAUGGGGACCUGGCGUCUGGGAUUUGUCGAGCCCUGAGCUAUAGUAUCCAUUACUACUCCUGGCACCAUAACCACAACAGCUCUUUGUUAUAGUGCUUAGUCUGUGCAGUUUAUCAUGGCAUGUCAUAACUUAUAUGUCCAUGCUGUACUCAGCUACGCUCUUUGACUGUUUAAAAUUCUUGUAUAGAUAUUCAUAAUUCUAUAUAUUCAACAAUUUAUACAAUUCCACUAAGUGGAAGGUGAUAAUCCUUGUGGUCCACAUAUUUUGGUGGAUGAUAUUGCCAGGCUUGUUUCAGCCAUAUUUGCCUUGUUAUCCUAAACUGCUCUCCUGACAAUACUCUAACCUGCUAAGCAGUAUUCAUCUUUUUUCAUGGUGUCUCUUCAUCUAUCUGUGUGUCAAGUUGAUUCAUGCUACCAUAUGCACAAAAAUAAAAUAAUUGAAAUACUGUGGGUUACUUGCAUUGUUGAUCCACUGCAUCCUUUCUCCUCUGUUCACUGCCACUAUCCUCCCACAAUACCGAAAGAUGGUGCAUAUACUCAGAACUUGUGUUUUGCCUCAGUUAUGUUGCAUGAGCAGAGGCACAUAAUAAAUAAACAAAAAAAACAAACUUGUAUGUUAGCCCAUCACUCUCAGCUAGGUUUCACUUGGCUGACCGUGCAUUACAUUCGACAACAUAUUAGGGUUAAGGAAUGUGUGAAGGUUAACUGCAGCUAAUGUUGCAUACUAACUUUCCUAACCCCAGCAGCAAUAUGGAAAACUGCAUUUUUGAAAGGCGCUUUAGUAACUCCGCUUUUAGGAAUGCAGCACCAUUACACGUUGCUCAAUGAGGGCACCUGUUUACUAAAGGGAAUCUCAAUGACAUGUCCUGGGUGUGACGCCACUGCCUUUCUAACCCUGCAACGGAAAACAUUGCCGUUUUGCAGGAAUGGCAAUGUUUACAUUGCAGAAUUAACAUGAAUCUAGUGCUGCUUGAGCCGCUUCCUCCCUGAUAGCCUAGUUAAACCCAGCUAUUCAGUCAAAUUCUUGAAUAGACCAUUUUAUUGGCUUGGCGCAGCGUUUUGCUGCGCAUGCACACUUGUCUCCCAGUGUUUCCCUAUGGGUAAACAUUGGGAUGUCUGAAAUUAUCGAUCUUGAUGAGAUGGAUAUGAAGCUUUGGUACGGAGACCAGCACCCCCAGAAUAUAUGGUAAAAAAAAAAAUCAUACCUUAGGACUGUAUACAGUGAGGGGAAAAAAGUAUAUGAUCACUGCUGAUUUUGAACGUUUGUCCACUGACAAAUGAUCAGUCUAUAUAAUUUUAUUGGUAGGUGUAUUUUAACAGUAAGAGACAGAAUAACAAAAAAAUCCAGAAAAACGCAUGUCAAAAAAAGUUUUAUAAAUUGAUUUGCAUGUCAAUGAGUGAAAUAAGUAUUUGAUCCCCUUUCAAUCAGCAAGAUUUCUGGUUCCCAGGUGUUUUUUAUACAGGUAAUGAGCUGAGAUUAGAAGCACUCCCUUUAAGAGAGUGCUCCUAAUCUCAGCUCGUUACCUGUAUAAAAGACACUUGUCCACAGAAGCAAUCAAUCAGAAUCCAAACUCUCCACCGUGGCCAAGACCAAAGAGCUGUCCAAUUAUGUCAGGGACAAGAUUGUAGACCUACACAAGGCUGGAAUGGGCUACAGGACCAUCGCCACGCAGCUUGAUGAGAAGGUGACAACAGUUGGUGUGAUUAUUCACAAAUGGAAGAAACACAAAAUAACUGUCAGUCUCCCUCGGUCUGGUGCUUAAUGCAAGAUCUCACCUCGUGGAGUUUCAAUGAUCAGGAGAAUGGUGAUGAAUCAGGCCAGAACUACACAGGAGGAUCUGAUUAAUGAUAUCAAGGCAGCUGGGACCAUAGUCACCAAGGAAACAAUUGGUAACACACAACGCUGUGAAGGACUGAAAUCCUGCAGCGCACGCAAGGUCCCCCCGCCCAAGAAAGCACAUGUACAGGCCCAUCUGAAGUUUGCCAAUGAACAUCUGAAUGAUUCAGAGGAGAACUGGUUGAAAGUGUUGUGGUCAGAUGAGACAAAUCAAGCUUUUUGGCAUCAACUCGCCGUGUUUGGAGGAGGAGGACUGCUGCCUAUGACCCAAGAACACCAUUCCCACCGUCAAACAUGGAGGUGGACACAUUAUGCUUUGGGGGUGUUUUUCUGCUAAGGGGACAGGACAACUGCACUGCAUCAAAGGGACGAUGGACGGGGCCAUGUACCGUCCAAUCUUGGGGGAGAACCUCCUUCCCUCAGCCAUGGCAUUGAAAAUGGGUCGUGGAUGAGUAUUCCAGCAUGACAAUGACCCAAAACACACAGCCAAGGCAACAAAAGAGUGGCUCAAGAAGAAGCACAUUAAGGUCCUGGAGUGGCCUAGCCAUGUUCCAGACCUUAAUCCCAUAGAAAAUCUGUGGAAGGACCAAACGUCAGCCUCAAAACCUUAAUGAAUUGGAGAGGAUCUGCAAAGAGGAGUGGGACAAAAUCCUUUCUGAGAUGUGUGCAAACCUGGUGGCUAAUUACAAGAAAUGUCUGACCUCUGUUAUUGCCAAUAAGGAUUUUGCCACCAAGUACUAAGUGGUAGGGGUCAAAUACUUAUUUCACUCAUUGACAUGCAAAUCAAUUUAUAACUUUUUUGACAUGCGUUUUUCUGGAUACUUUUUUUUUUUUUUUUUUUUUUUUUUUUUUUUUUUUUUUUUUUGUUAUUCUGUCUCUCACUGUUUAAAAUACACCUACCAUUAAAAUUAUAGACUGAUCCUUUUUUGUCAGUGGGCAAAUGUUUAAAAUCAGCAGGGGAUCAAAUAGCGGCCUGGAGUACUUGUGGGGCGGAGAGAGCCUGGGAGACCCAAGCGAAGUCCAUCUACAGGACCCCGACCAAUCCCAAGAGGAGAUGGGGCGCAGAUCACAACGACCACACCAAGGUACUGUUACUGCACAGCCUGACAUAGGGGCAUUGCUGCAGAAACAAACCCCAGCCAAAAUGGCGUCCGACCAGGGCCCAGACCCCCCACAGGCAGACACCCCACCUGCACAAACCACUCAAGGGGACACACAGAGAUCUCCACAGCUCACACAGACCACAACCACCAAACCCAUACCCCCACAGGGAUCAACAGACCCAGCCACAAAGCAGGACCUGCAGCAGUUGCAAACUAUGCUGCAGGAUAUACAAUACCUGCUGGCAGCAGACCUACCAGCGCUCAAAACGAGCAUGCAACAGAUCACAGAAAAAGUGACCACUACUGAAAACCAAGUCAAAACAAUACAGGGAGAAGUCUCUACGCUACAAGAUUCGCUACACCAACUACAACAAGACCAGCAACGCUUAGCAAUACAACUGGCGACGCAGGAGGACAAAAACCGGCGCAACCACAUCAAAAUCAGAGGCAUCCCGGCAUCAGUGAGCAAAGAAGACCUACCGCAUUACGUGAGGCGACUCACACAAUCAUUACUCCCUCCCGCAAUAACAAAGAAACUCGCCUUUGCAGGGAUUUACCGCCUACCCACGCCUCCUAGAGCCGCCGCAACGCUAGCCGGAGAUGUCAUUGUCCGUUGCGCCCUACCGCAAGACAAGGGGCACAUCAUGAGCGCAAUCAGGGGUAAGACCCCGCUUGAAUUCGAGGAAACCCAACUGACCUUUUAUCAGGACUUAUCCAAGGCCACCCUCCAGUGGAGAAAGUCGCUUACUGAACUCACCGGCCAUCUGCGUACAGCGGGGAUACCAUACAGAUGGGGGAACCCCCGCUCUCUGCUCAUCACCCACCAGGGGACCACCCAUAAAAUCACCUCAGGGACUGAGGCCCCUACACUACUCACAAAAUUGGGCCUGCACAACUUGCCCAACCUGGGCACUCCCCAUGUCUGGAAUCCAGAUACCUCAGAUACGUUUGUGCCGAGAAGACAGAGAAUGGACACACAAGCCACCUGACGGACAGGGGGAGAGAGGUCUCUUAACCCUGCCCGCUCAACGGCGAUAUCCAUAUGUCUUGUUUACCACAACCUGUAUUUCCCCCACCCUCCGCGCAAUACAUUUUCUGAUGUUGAAGUUCUUACCUGUUUACCGCUAGCUAGAUGACUUAGCUGACGAGGACGCUGGCACGCUGCCGCAUUAACAGACCAUAAGCUAUAGCCUAAGCCAAAACCUACCCCCCCCCGACAGCCCCUAGGUUAGGGCUACCGCCCCUCACGAGUGGUCCCCAGCGGAACUAGACGACCAAGCCACUUCAGAACACGUGUACCACUCACCAGACUACUUUACCGACGAAACUAAACCUAAUGCACCCACACAGACCCUAGCACCAUUCCGCAUCUCCACACAUACUUCCUAACACCAUUAGGGUCAAGUCUUCGACACCAACCCAUGACCUAGGUACUGCACCCGCAGACGAGUAACACGACUAAACCCCUAUACGACCCAACCUCUACCUAGGAUGUUAUGCAUGUUGAACUUAAAGAAAAAUUGUGCUAAAUCGAUCAAAUGCAUUAUCUAACCAAUGUUUAAACCUGUUACCUACUCAAACGAUGCAUACGAUGCAACAUGUCUAAACCUUGUGCACGCAAAAAUAAAGAAUUAUAAAAAAAAAAACAUAUAUUUUUAAUAACAAUUGAAUUACUAUUCUACAGCUUCCGUCGCCAGUAUCAUCCUCUUAGUCUGAACCGUCUCCAGUACCUUAUUGAUCUGGGAAGGGUAGAUCCUACACAACCAAUUGAUUUAACACAAUUGGUCAAUGCGAGAGGAGUCAGAAUUCAGCCUUUAAAGAGGGACUAUGGUGUCCAAUUGGUGGAAGAGGUAAGAGAUUUCUCACAUAUCUUUCCCCCCCCCUCCCCCCCUUUGUUGCAUGUGUUCUUUUCCAAACCUUUGAACAACAGUCACUUAGCAACUUUGUUAGAAAUGGUGUGGAGAGACCUCCUUACCUCCAUUACCUGUGCAAGUAGCAAAGGUUAUGGUGCUUAAAGUGUCCCUUUUUGGAAGCUCCACUCUGUGCAUGUACAGCACACAGCCAGGCAGUCUUCAUAUAUGCAGAGCUCUGUGUCUUUGUAUUUAGCGCAAUCAUAGUAUUCCAGUGACUCCAUUUGUUGGAUUUUUACUUUAUAGUAGUUCUUUGUCAACUGAAACUGCUUUUAUUUUAAAGUGGGGAAUAUAUAGGAGGCUCAGCCUCAAUGUUAUAGGCUGCACUUGUUCAUAGAACAGGAUCUGAAUCAAUUAUUGAGUAAAACUAGACACUGUCUUCUGGUGUGGUGCUUAUUACUUGGUUCCUCUUGAAGCUGUAUCAAUGUCACACCGCUCUUCUUGAAAUGAGUUGCACUAGCCCAGGGCUCAAAUUCUCCAUUCUCCAUUAACCUUUGGCAAGGGAAAAUUCAGCCCUGGUGAGUAAUAGUUCACAAGAGAGCGUGCCUGACCCCUUUCAGACUGGCAGUGGCGCGCAACUUAUGGGACUUGAAAUUUUGAGACUUUCACCAGUUUGUGAUCACCUUAAUUACAUGAUUUCAAGCACUAAGUGAAUAAUACUUGUGCAAACAAAGAAUCAAAAAGGCAGAAUCUUAUGUUUUCAAUCAGUUUAAAAGGACUGUGGCCCAAGUGUUUUGUAUUUCUUUGAACUCUAAAAUAAGUGUUAUUACACAAGUGGCCAGUAGGUUGCAGCAGACACUCUUACAACAGCAGUGUUACAUGUAAGAUAAUAAAUGUUGCUGAUUUUGUUUUAAUAUAUUCAUUCUAAAGCUGUUCUUCUGACUGCUAGAUUGUUUACCAUAUACUUUAACAGUAGAUAAAUCCAUUGGAAAAGUUUUUAACAGAUUAAGCUAAUUUGAUAAAUUUAUGUAAAACAAUUAGAUUGACGCCCCGGUUGGCACUUUUCACAUUUAAUAAUUUAACUUCCUCACUAUUUAACUGUAACAUUAAAUUAUAAUCUCAUCAAAGUGUUGGAACAGUGUUUGCAGAAACUAUGAAACUAUCAGGGGUUAAAAAAAUAAAUAAAAUGAACAUAAUGCUAGACCUUACUCAUUUUAUAGGGGUGUUUCUAACUGCUAGGCUGCCACUUGUCUGCAGAUAGAAGUUACCAGUUUUAAAGUGAACCUGUUGCCUAUUUAUAAGUAUUAGUCAAACUUUAUCCUUUAGCUGAAUACUUAUCAAAAAGUUAUUUUUUUCACUGCCCUUCAACAGAGCUUCUAAACGCUUUUCAGAAUACUGACAUCCUUUCCUGUCUGGCGCCGCUCCCUGCUUCCACUACCUCAUUUCUCAUUAUCUCUCCUGAGCUCAUUGGUUUGGACCUUUAAGGGAACACUUUGGGUUCAAAGUAACCCCCUCUCCCAAUAUGAGUUGUCUAAUUUUUAUUUUUAUUUAUUUUUUUCACUCGGCAGGAAAAACCGUAACAUGCCAACGACAAUUUGGCUUGCGCAGAGGCCUUAAUCACAGUGCUCUCAUGAGUUGUCUAGUUUUAAGACAAAUGUUUUCUGGUUUUGGAUUGUGAUUGAGAAUGUUGGGUGAUUCCAAAUAAUAAGUUAGAAAGCUUUAAAAAUUACUAAUGCUGAAUUGUAACUUUUUUUUUCUUUUUUUUCUCUUAGGGAGUAGAUACUUUUUCAGCUAAAAUUAAUAUUGAAGUUCAGUGGGCUUCUGAACUGGCUAUUGCAGCAAUAGAGAAAAAUGGCGGUGUCAUAACUACGUGCUUUUAUGACCCAAUGAGCCUUGGUAAGUGUGAUCAAUUGGUGUUUGCUAAACAAUGAGUGAAGUGUCUAUUUCAUUCACUUUUGUAAUAAAAAGGUGAUCUGGAAAGUAGAUAUAGGCCGUGCGCAUAAUGUUUUUGUCCAGUUUCCAUAUUUCACAAUAAUCCCAUGUGCGGGGAUCUAUACAUGUAGCAUGUAUUAACUGUCCUGGUCCAGAUCCGUUAAUCUAUAUAGUUUUUGGGUUAGACUUGAUGUAUUUUCUUAGAGCUGAAUUUUUCUCAACAGUCUGUAUUUGCAGUGAGAGACAUACAUAUCUACUGGUGACCCAGUCAAUUGGUUGGGUAAUUGAUUAAAAUAUUACUAUUUUACUCUCAGCUAUUUGACUAACUUUAUAUUACUUCAAUUUGCAGAGGUACUUUGCAAACCUGUUCCAUUUUUCAUACGUGGGAAGCCAAUACCUAAAAGGAUGCUGCCCCCAGAGGACUUGGUGAAGUAUUAUACAAAUGCUGAAAAUCGUGGGUAUCUGGCAGAUCCAGUAAAAGUUUUGGAAUCUAGGAAGCUGCUCGCUAAGAAAUAUGGCUAUAUUCUCCCUGACAUUACCAAAGAUGAACUAUAUCAGAUGCUUUGCACGCGCAAGGACCCUCGCCAGAUAUUCUUUGGGCUAGCUCCAGGAUGGGUGGUGAAUAUGUCUGAAAAGAAAAUCUUAAAGCCCACAGACGAGCAGUUGCUUAAAUAUUAUAGUUCGUGAUUGCAGGAUCAAAACUUAUUUUGCUCUCCCUGUAGUGGAAAAGUGAUUGUACUUUUUGUAUAAAAAUAAAUAACAUUUAAAUACAAA